AUGUCCGACUCCAAGUCCCUUUCUGACUACGACAUCGAGAAGGAUCAGGCUCGCCGCACCCCUUUCGAUGUCAGCCACGUCGAGCCUGCCGGGCCCUCCAAGCCUCCUCGUGUCAGCAUCAAGCUUCCUCGCACCCAGACGCCGUCUUCCCACAUCCCCAUCGGCUUUCGCACACUAAGUAUUCAGGUGUACGAGUCACAAGGAGUCGAAGCGCUCAAGGAUCACAAGUCCAACCUCUCGGAUGCCGACUUGUUUGGCUCGCUCGACUUCCACACCGUGGAGCCUGAUGCGCUUGCCCAGCGAUUCAACGUCCAUCCUGAUUCCGGCCUCGAUGCUUCUGCCGCCAUGCGUCGUCUCGAACGCAACGGCAAAAACCUGCUCACACAGAAGAAGAGCCAAUACUGGAAGAAGCUCUUCAACUACACCUUCGGCGGCUUCUGCUCCAUCCUCUGGAUCGGUGUGAUGAUCUUCUUCAUCUCGUGGAAGCCUCUUGGCAACCCUAACCCUCAGGCUUACAAUCUCGCCCUCGCCAUCGUCGUCCUGAUCGUCAUCUUCUUCCAAGCCAUCUUCAACGCUUUCCAGGACUACUCGACUCAAAAGGUGAUGAACUCGAUUCUCCAUCUCCUUCCUGAGAAUGCAGUGGUUAUUCGUGAUGGUGAGCACCAGACUGUUUCCGCAUCUGACCUCGUCACUGGUGAUGUCUGCCUUCUCUCGACCGGCAACAAGGUGCCUGCUGAUAUGCGAAUCAUCAAGGCUUCUGCCGAUCUCAAGUUCGACCGCUCCGUCCUCACUGGUGAAGCCGAAGAGAUCCCCGGUACUGUCGAGCCUACCGAGGCUAACUUUCUCGAGACCAAAAACAUCGCUUUCCUCGGCACUCACGUUCGCAACGGUAACGCCACUGCUAUCGUCGUCCUCACCGGCCAGCGUACCGUCAUGGGUCGCAUCAACAAGCUCACCAAUGAUGACAAGGACAGGCCGACGCAGCUUCAGAAGGAGAUUUCACGUUUCGUCUACAUCAUCAUCGCUCUCACUGUCUCGCUGGUGCUCAUCAUGCUCAUCACUUGGCUCGCAUGGCUUCGACGCGACCACCCUGGUUUCCUCAGCACGGUUGGUAUCCUCACCAACCUCAUGAGUCUCGUGGUUGCCUUUAUUCCCGAAGGUAUGCCCAUUGCUGUUGCCCUUACUCUUUCGCUAAUCGCCCGCCGCAUGCGCGACGUCAAGGUCCUGCCCAAGUCGCUCUCCACUGUCGAGACGCUUGGAUGUGUCAAUGUGAUCUGCUCCGACAAGACGGGUACGCUCACCGAGAAUAAAAUGUCGGUCGCCUCGAUCGGCUUUGUCGACAAGGAGUGCACCAGGAGCGACAUCUCGACCCUUGACAAGUCCUUUGCUUUCCAGCAGCUCAAGCACGCUAUGGCUCUUUGCAACGAUGCCUUCUUCGACCCUUCCAGCGAUGCUGUCUCCUCUGCCGAGCGCAUUGUGCAAGGCAACGCGACCGAUGCUGCUGUCCUUGGUUUCUCUGCUUCGCUCCCCGGUGCCGAGCAAAUCAAGGCUGCUUACCGACGUGUCUACGACAUUCCCUUCAACUCGAAGAACAAGUUCAUGUUGACCGUUAUGCGGACCAAUGACGAGAAUGCAACCACCAACGCCGCUGACGAGAUGUACGUCAAGGGUGCUCCCGAUGUUCUUAUACCUCGUAUCACGCACUUCUACUCGGCUGUCGACGGUGAGACCAAGAUGUUCGAUCACGAUGCUCGCACUCAGCUUGUCAGCAUGCAGGAGUCUUGGGCUCGCCGAGGUGAGCGUGUCAUCCUUCUUGCCAAGCGUCAGUUCGAGGCGUCUUGCAAGCCCGGUAGAAGCGAGUAUGAAGAGGAGGUCGCCUCGGCUUGUGAGAACAAGCUUGUCGUCAUCGGUCUGCUUGGUAUCAUGGAUCCUCCUCGUUCCGACGUUCCUCACACUGUUGCAGAGUGUCGACGAUCUGGAUCUCGUUUCUUCAUGGUCACUGGUGACUUUUCUCUCACUGCCGCUGCUAUUGCUAAGAUGGUCGGUAUCUUGACUCACAAUGGUGAGCCGGACCGCAUUGCGGAUUUUGAACUCAAGCGACGCUUUGACAGGGACCCUUCCGAACUCAGCGCAAAGGCUCUCAAGAAGCUCAACGGUCCACGCAACAUGAUCGAGGCGAGCUUGCUCAUAGAAGGCAAAGAAAUCCCGGAAAUCAAGCAGGACAAGUGGGACAUAAUCUGCCGCUACCAGGAAAUUGUCUUUGCCCGUACCACACCGGAACAGAAGCUGAGGAUCGUCAACGAGCUCCGUGAUCGCGGCUGCGUCGUAGCUGUCACUGGUGACGGUGUCAACGAUGCACCUGCUCUCAAGGCUGCGGAUGUGGGUAUUGCUAUGGUGUCUGGUUCAGAUGUUGCAAUCGAGGCUGCUGACCUUGUUCUGAUGGGCGACUUUAGUUCGAUUAUCGAGGCUAUUCAACUCGGUCGAUUGGUGUUUCAGAAUUUGCAAAAGGUCAUCUCCUAUCUACUGCCAGCUGGUUCGUGGUCAGAGAACUGGCCGGUGAUUCUCAACGUCUUUUUCGGUGUUCCGCUUCCUCUCAGCUCGUUUUUGAUGAUCAUCAUCUGUUGUUUUACCGACUUGGUUUGCUGUCUCACGCUCAUCUUCGAGAAGGAAGAGUUCGAUCUUCUUUCAUUGGCACCAAGAAAUCCAAAGAGCGAUCAUUUGGUUAACAAGGCUAUCUACGCACAGAGCUAUCUCUUCAUCGGCAUCAUGGAGACUAUUACAGCCCAUUCUAUGUUCUUCCUGUACAUGUCGAGGUAUGCUAAGAUCCCCGCUAAAGAUCUGUUUUUCGCAUUUGAAAAAUUCACCAAUGGCUUCUCUGGCUACACUACCGAAGAGCUCAACAAGUUGCUUUCCACAGGCCAAUGCGUCUACUUUAUCACGCUCGUCAUCCUUCAAUGGUUCAACCUACUCUCCGUACGCAACAAACGACUUUGCAUCCUACAAUCAAAUCCAUUCCAUAAACAUCACCGCAACGCCUACCUCAUCCUCGGCCCACUGACAUCCCUAGCAAUUGCCAUCCUGGUAACAGAAACUAAAGCAAUCCAAUCACUCUUCGGCACAGCUUCCAUCCCAUUCGAAUUCUGGCUAUUCCCAAUUCCACUCGCUCUCGCCAUUCUCAUCAUGGACGAACUAAGGAAACUCAUUGUCCGAAGCAUGCCGAACAGCAUCAUUGCCAAAGUGGCAUGGUAA
Ustilago hordei is the source of this 3249-nucleotide messenger RNA. Its product is annotated as putative K, P-type ATPase. NCBI's taxonomy places the organism in Eukaryota, Fungi, Basidiomycota, Ustilaginomycetes, Ustilaginales, Ustilaginaceae. Gene Ontology annotation, molecular function: ATP hydrolysis activity; ATP binding; P-type sodium:potassium-exchanging transporter activity. The transcript has a single exon. Bases 1 to 3249 code for a protein of 1082 amino acids. Gene Ontology annotation, biological process: intracellular potassium ion homeostasis; potassium ion import across plasma membrane; sodium ion export across plasma membrane. The record is from RefSeq and is a predicted model, not a curated record. Gene Ontology annotation, cellular component: membrane.